Sclerotinia sclerotiorum 1980 UF-70 is the source of this 174-nucleotide messenger RNA. RefSeq lists its product as hypothetical. The transcript has 3 exons. The coding region runs from base 1 to 174 and encodes 57 amino acids. NCBI's taxonomy places the organism in Eukaryota, Fungi, Ascomycota, Leotiomycetes, Helotiales, Sclerotiniaceae. The record is from RefSeq and is a predicted model, not a curated record.
AUGGUCCUCUCCUUCAUCCUAAUCCAAAACCGCCAAGGUAAAACCCGACUCGCAAAAUGGUACGCCCCCUACAACGACGAAGAGAAGAUCAAGCUCAAAGGCGAAGUACGUCCACCGACUGGUCGCACCGCGCGACCAAAAAUACCAAUCCAAUUUCGUCGAGUUCCGCAAUAA